Molecule: messenger RNA, 186 nt
Organism: Fonticula alba
Lineage: Eukaryota; Rotosphaerida; Fonticulaceae
Exons: 2
Coding region: 1-186 (61 amino acids)
Source: RefSeq, a predicted model, not a curated record
AUGCCGGAGGCCCUCCACGCAGAGCCCCCGGCUGAAGGGUCUCUGUUUGGGCCCGAGUAUGCCGAGCAUUCCUCCGAGCUUGGGCGCCCCACCUCGGCCCUCGGCCCCGGGGCCCAUACCCUGUUUGGAGGCCUCCGCUUCAUCAUGGGCCGGAUACAUGCCACCGUGUGGCCGGCAUCCGGCUAG